UUAAAUUUCAACAAACCAAAGCAGAAUUUGUAGCCUUCUCUUUUAGUGUGAGAUAUAUCAUAUAGCCACUAUGGUUGAGCUUUUGGCAGUCAUAUGUACUCUCUUCUCAGCCCUUGCCUUUGUUUAUCUUCUCAAAUAUCGUAACAAAAACAAACAAGAUUCCCCACACAAAUUGCCACCUGGAAGCAUGGGGUGGCCCUUUUCUGGGGAAACUCUUGGCUUCCUCAAGCCUCAUAGAUCAAACUCCUUGGGAAGCUUCUUACAAGAACGCUGUUCUAGGUAUGGCAAAGUUUUCAAGUCGCAUUUGUUUGGUUCUCCCACCAUAGUUUCAUGUGACUUUGAGUUCAACAUGUAUAUUCUUCAGAAUGAAGGGACAUUAUUCCCUGUUGAUUACCCCAAGGUUAUGCAUAACAUACUGGGGAAGUUUUCUCUUCUUCUUGUCAAAGGAGACCUUCACAGAAAGCUAAGAAGCACCAUUAUUAGUUUUGUCAGUGCAACAAAGCACGAAUCCAAUUUCCUUCACUGUGUGGAAAUGCUUGCACUCUCAAGGAUUAACUCAUGGAUUCCAAUCUCUAAACAAGUUGCUUUCUACGAAGAAGCUAAAAGGUUUACGAUUAAUGUUAUGAUGAAGCACCUAUUGAACAUUAAUCCAGAUGAUCCACUAGCCUUCAAGAUUUUAGGGAACUUUGAGAACUACAUCAAAGGCUUUAUUUCAUUGCCAAUACGUAUACCCGGGACGGCAUAUUUCAAAGCUUUGCAGGCUAGAAUAAGACUCUCAGCCAUUAUCAAAGAUAUCAUAAUAGAGAGGCGUAAAUGUAAUAAUGUGAGGCCUAUGCAAGGAGGGGACCUCUUGAAUGUGAUUUUGUCAAAGAAAAACCUAAGUGAUGAAGAGAUGGUGAGCAUUGUGUUGGACCUAUUGUUUGGAGGUUAUGAGACAACUGCAAAACUUCUGUCUUUGAUUGUCUAUUUCCUUGGUGGAGCCUCUAAUGCUUUAGAAAGUUUAAAGGAAGAACACCAAGAGAUAAGAAAAAGAAAAAAGGAGGGAGAACUACUUAACUGGGAAGAUUAUAAGCAAAUGAACUUCACUCAAAAUGUGAUAUACGAAGCUAUGAGAUGUGGCAAUGUAGUCAAAUUUUUGCACAGGAAAGCUAUUCAAGAUGUCAAAUUCAAAGAUUAUGUGAUACCCGCAGGAUGGAAGGUUCUUCCUGUCUUGUCUUCUGGACAUUUGGAUCCCACCCUUUUUGAAAAUCCUUUGGAGUUCAACCCCUUUCGGUGGAAUGACAAUUCGACAAGCAAGAAAGUGGCACCAUUUGGUGGGGGUCCACGAUUCUGUCCAGGGGCUGAUCUAGCAAAAGUUGAGACAGCAUUCUUCCUUCAUCAUCUUGUCCUUAAUUAUAGGUGGAAAAUUAGGACAGAUGAUCCCCCACUUGCUUUUCCGUAUGUGGAAUUCACUAGAGGGCUGCUAUUGAAUCUUGAACCCACUGCCUAGCCUCUACUUUUGGGGAACACUUUUGAUUACAGUUUGGGUUUUAUGUGCUGAAAAUUGAUAACAAUAUGUAACAGAGAAAAAAAAUUGUUAUUUAUAAUUAAAUAUGGAAAAACUUUUUAAUUUGGAAAUUUAUUUAAACAUAUUUAUAUAUUAUCAUUUCAAUUUGGUCUCUAGACAGAGAAUUCUACAUUAUGAUCUUAACUUGAAAUUCUCAUAUU
Glycine soja is the source of this 1707-nucleotide messenger RNA. RefSeq names its product cytochrome P450 724B1. Bases 71 to 1489 code for a protein of 472 amino acids. The record is from RefSeq and is a predicted model, not a curated record. Gene Ontology annotation, biological process: sterol metabolic process. Lineage: Eukaryota; Viridiplantae; Streptophyta; Magnoliopsida; Fabales; Fabaceae. The transcript has 9 exons. Gene Ontology annotation, molecular function: iron ion binding; oxidoreductase activity, acting on paired donors, with incorporation or reduction of molecular oxygen; monooxygenase activity.